AUGAAUUCAGAUACCAACACUAAUAAUAAUAUGAGUAAUGUGAGUCCUGCUAAUAACAACAAUUACAAUAUAAAUAUUAGUGAGAAUAAUAAAUUAACAUCAUUGUAUGAUCAUGAAUUAGGCAGUAUUCUACAUAAUGAUAGUAUAUUUGAGACAAAUGAUGCACUUUUAAACAAUGAACAUAACGAUGUCCCAAUUUCUAAAACACAAGUGAUUAACAGUGCUACGGAAACCAACAACAACAACAACAACAACAAUAAUAAUAAUAAUAAUAAUAAUAAUAAUAAUUCUACCACAGCUGGUGUAUAUAACCAACAAGACACUAUUAACUUAGUAGAUAUAUCGAACUCAGCAAAUAAUGAGUCUUCUAAAGUAAAUGGUGAUAGUAACAAUAUUUCACAGUCUAUGAAUCAGAAAAAUAAUAUUAGUCGCUCUAAUUCUAAUAGUGUAAUUACAGAUAAUGCAUCAUCAGGAACUAUAGAAGAUAUUAUUAAUCCUGCCUUUAUGAAACCAACGGUUCUGAACAACAAUAAUAGCAAUAAUAGAAGAGGUACAUUAAUGUUAGCAAGAGAUGCUAAGGCAGAUAUAAGAAAUAUUAUGCGUAUGGGCUCCCCAUUAGGCAUAUUUAAUAAUGAACAUAUAUCAUCCAAUGAUUUAAAUGAUUUUUAUGACAAUAAGAGACGAUCCAAUAAUAGCAAUCUUAAUGCAAAUGAUAAUACUAAUGCUAGUACAGGUCGCAUUAAUAGAAAUACAGCUCCAUUAUAUUCUGCAGAUAUUAUAAAAAAUUCAAUUAUCUCUUCAAAUAACAAUUUUAGUAAUACAACUAAUACUACUUCUAAUAAUAAGAAUUUUAUUAAUAUAAGCAGUAAUCAUAUUCCUCAAAAUUCUCCAACUCAUCGAAGACAUAAUCAACAUAAAACACGACCUGCAUUCAUUAAUAAAUUAUGGAAUAUGGUAAAUGACGAUAAUAAUAAUGACUUAAUUCAAUGGGCAGAUGAUGGAAAAUCUUUUAUUGUUAAAAAUAGAGAAGUUUUUGUCCAUGAAAUUUUACCAAGGUAUUUCAAGCAUUCAAAUUUCGCCUCCUUUGUAAGACAAUUGAACAUGUACGGUUGGCAUAAAGUCCAAGAUAUAAGGUCUGGUUCCAUUCAAGGUAGCUCAGAUGAUAAAUGGCAAUUUGCUAAUGAAAAUUUUAUUAGAGGUAGAGAAGAUCUUUUAGUUCAUAUUGUUAGACAACGUGGUUCCCCACACAAUCAUAAUCAUACUCAAACUCAAUAUAAUAAUAACACAAUGAACAACAAUGUUAAUAACAGUAGUAAUCAUAAUAGUUUUGUAGAUGGAAAUCUUAACAGUAUUCAAGUCAAUGGCAAUGCAUGUCCCAACUAUAAUAUUAAUCAAAAAUUAUUACAGACCAUCCAAAAUGAUCAAAAUAAUAGUAAUAGUAGUGAUUUGUUGAGAGGAAAUAGUUUCCAAUUACCAAAUAAUCUAAAUUCUCACACUACCUUGCAUAUUACUAAUGGACCAGAUUCUAUUCCAUUACAAAAUAGUAUUAGUACUGUGUUGAAUGAAUUAGAACAGAUCAAAUACAAUCAAAUUGCUAUAUCUAAAGACUUACUAAGAAUUAAUAAAGAUAACGAACUCUUAUGGAAGGAAAAUAUGAUUGCCAGAGAAAGGUAUAGAUCACAACAACAAAUAUUGGAAAAAAUCUUUAGAUUCAUGGCUGCUAUGAUGCCUCUUUUAGAUCAAAAAAAGAUUAUGGAUGGGUUAACGGAUAAGGAUAAGGCACCAAAUAAUGUCACCACCACCACCAACAACAAUAGUAAUAAUGGAAGGAACAUAAAUCCAAAUGAUGUUAAUAACAAUGUUAAUAACACUAAUCGUAACAAUACUUCUAAUGUCAAUAACACAUUUAAUGAAUUUAGAAGUAGUAAUCUGAAUAUCAGCGACCCUACAAAUUCAGUUGUUAACGGAAUAGUCAAUUAUGGUCGCAACAGUGAACCGAGUCCUCAAAUAAUUACCCCAUCAGAGAGUGGAAGCAGAUAUAAUGCAGUUUAUCUUGAAAGUUUAGAAAAUAUUGACAAUUCUCCAUCUGAGCCAAUAUCACCAAACCGUAAUAUUAUUAAUCGUAAACAAAAUGACAAUAAUGGUAAAAGAAAUGAUCGUCUGUUAUUGAAAAAGAAAGUUACCUAUUCAAACAGUAAUGAUAUUAAUAGUAAUGAGAAUUUUACUCUAAUGGGACAACAGUAUAACACAAUAUAUUCAAAUACAAUGCCAAACAUUUAUAGCAAUAAUGAUAUUAACCACAGCAGUAACAGAAUUUCUGAAAUACCAGUUGAGGAUGGAGGCGCAGACAGUAAUAUUCCAAUAAUACAAGAAAUAAAUUCAAAUACAACAAGUCCGCAAACAGAAACAAGAAAUGAAAAUACGGCUAAUAUCAGUGUGGUAAAUGGAAAAAACACUGGUGGCAAUAACAAUGCAAUUUUCGCUCGUUUACAAGAUAAUAUAGAAGAGCAAGACAAUAGAAUUCGUCAUUUAGAAGAUAUGGUGACUCACUUGACUCCUAAACUGAUGAGUCCAAUGCCUAUGCUAGAUUCGCAUGAUCUUCAAUAUAAUCCAGUAAGUAAUUCUCAGAAUAUAUCAAAUACAAGCAAUUUUAGAAAUUCAGUUAGGUCGCCACAAGAUUACUAUGUUUCAGAAAAUAAUGAUCCGAUAACUGCAAACUUUAACCAAAACAAUACUAGUAGCAAUAAAGCGGAUUCAUUCGAUCUUCAAGACUACUUAACACACGAAAGUCCAUCACAUCAAGAAACAACCGAAGACACAGAUUUCUUACCCCUACAACCACCCACGUUAAGUGGAAUGUCACCACUAAUGAUGGAAGAUUCACCAUUUUUAUUAAAUGGAGAAGAUUCUACUCAUAUUAAUCCUGUAUUUGAAGUGGAUCAGAAGAUCCCACAGCCUCCGCAAAUAGAGGAAUUAUCAACUACCAAAAUACCACAUACUAAAAGAACACAUGCUACUUCUUCAGCCUCGAAUUCAGGUAAGUUGAAAAAGCAAAAACAUUGA
This is a messenger RNA of Arxiozyma heterogenica, 3063 nucleotides long. RefSeq names its product stress-responsive transcription factor HSF1 (gene HSF1). The transcript has a single exon. The coding region runs from base 1 to 3063 and encodes 1020 amino acids. Lineage: Eukaryota; Fungi; Ascomycota; Saccharomycetes; Saccharomycetales; Saccharomycetaceae. The record is from RefSeq and is a predicted model, not a curated record. Gene Ontology annotation, biological process: regulation of DNA-templated transcription. Gene Ontology annotation, molecular function: DNA-binding transcription factor activity; sequence-specific DNA binding.